Saccostrea echinata is the source of this 3213-nucleotide messenger RNA. RefSeq names its product adhesion G-protein coupled receptor G4-like. The record is from RefSeq and is a predicted model, not a curated record. Bases 77 to 3118 code for a protein of 1013 amino acids. Gene Ontology annotation, cellular component: membrane. The transcript is spliced from 18 exons. Lineage: Eukaryota; Metazoa; Mollusca; Bivalvia; Ostreida; Ostreidae. Gene Ontology annotation, molecular function: G protein-coupled receptor activity. Gene Ontology annotation, biological process: G protein-coupled receptor signaling pathway; cell surface receptor signaling pathway.
GGACUUUUCUUUAAUAGGACUUAACAUUUGCCCCCCGGGUUGGAUCGGUGCUGUAGAUGUAGAAUCGUGCUACCUGAUGAGCGCAGAUUCCACUGUUUCACAAUCAGACGCAGUUCAACUCUGUAAUCAACAAGGCGGCCAACUACUACAGUUGAAUUUCUUAACAGAUAAAGAAUUGGCUGUGAGAAUUUUAGGACAUUAUAGGCUGAUUAAUACAUCGGUGUGGUUUGAAGAGACCGCUGGCCCAGUUUCCUGUUCGUUCUUAUAUCUCGACGAAAAUAUGGUUCUGUCAAGUUCAAGCAACUGUAAGCAGACAGCAAGAGUCGUCUGUCAAACAAAAAGAAAAAAUACCAAAUAUUCAUCGGAUGAGGUUCAAAUUGUAUUUCAAAAACCAGAGAUCUUAAUAUCCAAUCAAUCUGUACAAUACGUCGGAGGUGAAGUCACAUGCACUUUUCCAAGUCCUCACCUCGAGUUUGACAACUAUACUAUGUACAAGGGAGGCUACGUAGUCCGACAGCUAAAUGAAUCUGAAUCAAUCUACUCCUUGUCUAUCAUGAGCUGGAAUUUUGAAGACAACAGUGAUAUAAUGUUUCUAGCAUCAGCAGCUAGUGACAUAGAUAUAUUCCGAUGUGAACUUCAGAGAAAAGGAUCAGCGGAUGUGAUAUCGAAGGACGUUUACGCAAUUCCCGAUGAUGACCGGGUGUCUGUUUUUCACGCGAGUGUUCGAUUAUUUGUUCCUGUGGAUACAUCAUCCGCUCUGCAGACUUCUUACAAUUUGGGCGGAAGCUUAAUGGAUGCUCUACGAGCAGACAUUGAAAACCGGUUUUACUUCAUAUGGGCUACUUUAUUUCCCUCACGUAACAGUGCUUUAAGACUACUACGAAUCAAAAAUGUGUCAUUGAAGAAUGGAGAAACUGUAAAUUUUCUGAUAUCAUUUGUGACUCCAUUGAGUGGUUGGAAAACGACAAGAAGGAUGAAAGAACUUUUAAAAAAUAUCACCAGAGAAGCAUCGACUCAAAUUUCAGAAAGUAGACGGAAGCGCCAGCAGAAAUAUAUUGAUUUUGGGACUUUGGAAAUUCAAAGCGAAGAGUUUUGUACCCUUGGAUACAGCCCUGACUUCCAAUCCAUAUUUGCUUUUGAAGCAGCUACGAAUGGAUCGACAACUUAUUCAGAAAAGCUUUGCAUCACUGACUCUAAGCCCCUGUUGACAGGGCUCUGCUACACUAGGACUGCUGCUCCGGCUGAGAUUUGGCAAAUAACCGUGAAUCCGAACUGUAGAUUUCUGUUUGAUCCGGCGUUCUCCGAUAUGACAUCUUUAAAAAAUUUAUCAGAGAUUUCAGCAAACAUGAGUAACUUAGAAAACAUAGCUUCUGACGUAUCCAAUCUUACGGCCAAUUCCUCGGCACUUACUGUCCAAGAUGUCGUCUACACGUCAAUCAUACUACAAAAUGUAGCCAGCAUCCCAAUAAUAUCUCAGAAGACCUUGAAUAAUGUAUUAAACACGUUUACGAAUAUAUUAGAAGCUCCUGAGGAUAUAUUAACGACGGCCCACGACAUAGGCAGCAGCACAACAAGAAUAAUAGAAAGCGUUGAAAUGAUAACGAGAAACGUCACAUUCAAUGGAACGCUUUAUCAGAACUUCCAGAAAGGUUAUGCUGUUUCUGUUGCCGAUAUGUCAUCUGAUGAUCCCAGCGUCAUAGGGAUUCAGAUACAAAAUACAGACGAAAACGGUGUGCUGUCCAAUGAGACUGUCGAUCUGAUAACCAAAGAAACAGAUAUAAAGACCAAUGUAACAAACACAGGGAUUGUCCUUCCUGGAACCUCCAUUCAAGGGAACACAACCAGGGUCGUCUUAUCAAUCUACGAAAAUACAAACUUGUUCCGAGUGAAGGCCGACAACAGACGAUACCAGCUGAAUGGAAAAAUAGCGUCAGCAACUCUUAUUACAGACGAACAAGUUGUCAGAGAUCUUGGGGGACGAUUUGUCACGUCUGUGUAUAAGCCUGACAAUGAUACAGCUGACUCGGUGUGUGGGUUUUGGAAUCACUCUUUAUACGAUACUUCCGGUGGAUGGUCGACAAAAGGCUGUCAGAAAAAAGAAGUGAAAGAUGGACGAGUCGUUUGUCAGUGUGACCACCUCACCAAUUUUGCCAUUCUUCUGGACGUCAAAGGUCAAACCGAUGUGCUUGAUGAUAAUAACAGAUUGGCGCUCUCUGUUAUCACCAUCAUUGGACUCAGUCUAUCAAUCUUAGGACUUGGACUAACUGUCUUAUCCUUUAUUCUUUUCAAGCCACUUCGAAAGGGAAGAGGACAACAGACCUUAUUUAACCUCGCUUUGGCAUUACUGUGUGCAAUGAUUAUAUUUUUGGCGGGAAUGGAUCGUACAGAGAGUUACUAUGGUUGCAUUACAGUGGCGGCGCUGAUGCAUUACUUUCUGUUGGUGUCCUUCAUGUGGAUGUUGGUAGAGGGAUUCCUUCAGUAUCUAAGAUUUGUACGUGUGUUAGGUACUUACAUACCCAGAUUUAUACUGAAAGCCGCCAUUCCAGCAUGGGGUUUACCUUUGCUUCCAGUUAUCAUUGUACUAGCAGUUGAUUAUGAUUUAUAUAAGGGAGGCAACUACUACUGUUGGAUGUCGAGGUCCCCAUUCUAUUACGCCUUCCUGAUUCCAGUGGUUCUAAUAAUUCUGCUGAACUGUAUCAUUUUUGCUCUGGUAUUGAAAAACCUGCUCAGUCGUCCAAAGGGCCUGCAGUCAAAUCAGUCUGAAUCAAAAAUGGCCAUGAUGAAUUUGAGAGCAGCUGUAUCGAUAUUUAUACUAUUAGGGCUGACCUGGAUUUUUGGUAUUUUAGCAAUAGAGGAUGCCAGGGUUGUGUUCGCUUACCUAUUUACAAUCUUAACAACUUUUCAGGGAUUUUUCAUCUUUAUUCUAUUUGUUGCAAGGGAGAAACAAUUCAGAAAUCAUUGGAAAAAAUUAUGUUGUCAAUAUUGUGUUGAAGACAAACAAAAGAAAUAUAAACAAACAACUUCCAGUGAUGGGACAAGUCAUGGCCAGGCACCAUUAAAGAUCCGGAAUGCUAAUUACAACAGCCAUACGGAAUCCACGGAUUUUUCCCUUACAUGAAAAUAACACCUUAUUCAGAUUAUUGUAACUUGAUAAUCAUUUGUUUCCUAUUUGAUAAUUUAGUUGAUUAAUUGAAUGAUUAUUUUCAUUUUCAA